This is a messenger RNA of Mesorhabditis belari, 1182 nucleotides long. The record is from the annotation of a GenBank genome assembly. Lineage: Eukaryota; Metazoa; Nematoda; Chromadorea; Rhabditida; Rhabditidae.
AUGAGUGGAGACAAAUUCCUUGAGACAUACCACUCGAUUCGCGAAUGGAUUUUGAUAACCUGGGAACAGUGGUGGAAACAAAUGGAUGAGCUUCGAAUCGCCACACCGACCCUCAUCGCGUUAAUCUUUUUCCUCUCCUCGGCGGUGAUCGUUUUGACUGGUUUCCUCAUGCUCCUUUGCUGCACAAGGCGACCGAAACGCGGCAAAGGUGAUGUGCAAAAGGAAAUGCUUUGUAAGAAAGGCCUUUUCGCGUUGAUGUUGGCACGAUUGGAUGAGUUCGACUCACUGACACCACUCAUUGUCACACCGGGUACACCACUUGACGCAAAAGAGAUCAACAUAUCGAGCUCAUCCCUUCCCCCACCGCGCCCCUCAUCGACUUCCCCGCCACCACCCCGUCGACCCCAAGGCGGCAGGACGCUGCUCGUGCCGUUAAACACGAAAUAUCGAGCCCCAGCUGUGCCAUUGUUAGGCACACCAGAGAGUCGAGUCACAACUUUUGAGGCCGGAACGACAAAGAGUUGCGCAACGAUUCCCGAAGAUGAUGAGGAAACGUAUGAGGAUUUGGUGUCAAUUGAUAGGACCUCAUUCUCCACUCGAUCCGACGUAAAAUCGCAACGCUAUUUUUCCCCAUCUGCCUACAAUUUAUAUGUCCCAAAUACUCCACCCGAAUUCCAAAUCCCGACUCCAUCCUAUGAACCCCCACCACUGCCACCAGUACACAACGGCUUUCACCAAGAGAAAGAACUGCAACAACUCAACAAAAUAACGAUAAGGCCACAGAAAUUGAUACAAAAAACCCCAUUGAAAGCGUCACGCCAAGAGAUGAGAGUUGAACAACAAACGAUUCUUAAAGAGAAAUCACCAACACUGGGCAGCUCUUCUAGUCACAGUUUGAGCAGUCCCGAGUCCUCGCUCGGCUCUGAUUCCCCAGCUGACACGACUGGCUCGUUGAGUGAUUCAUUCUAUGUGGAUCCGAAUUACGUGAAAGACGCGGAUCGACGAACUGAUGUCGAUGCUGGUGGAAAAUACGCUUUGCAUCGAAUCGAAGAAGAGUCCGAGCAUUUCUCCGAGGAUCGCCUCCUUCAUCAGCAAGUCCCCGACGCGCAAAUCGCCCGGAGUGUCAGUCAACAGUUUGAAUUGCUCCAAAUCCGUCAACAACAACAGCAAUCGGGUGAAAAA